GGCAACGGAUCAAUAUUCGCCUUUUUGGUUGAGAACCGUCCAAGAAAAACCACUGUGAGGAAAAUUCAGAGACAAAACAGAGCGCGUCACUGGGAAAUGCAUAAGUGAACUCCCAAUAGUCCGAAAAUUUUGAAAAGUUUUCCCCCUCGGACUGACGAGAAAGGACUGAAAAAUGGAAAAAGUGCAGUGAUUUUGUGGUGAAUUUUCCUCUUUUUUUCCUCGCAGAGGAAAGUCCACAGGAGAGAGAGGACAGUUUUUCCAAAGUGAUUUCUGUGAGAAUAAAAAAUCACCUCUGCAGGUGCAAUUUGUGGCAGAGAAAAAAAGAAAAUUCCACUGCAAUUUUUGUGGGGUGAAAAUUUUUAGUUUUGUUGGAUAAGAACUGUGAUUAGUGCAAAGGAAUUAGUGCAGAUUUUGAAGAGGAAAGUGUGUUAGAAAGAGAGGAAAUUUAUCAUUUUCUUUCUUGCCAAGUUGCUCUUGUGCUGGAGAUGGGACUUCGGCUUGUGAUAUGGACAACGUUACUUUUAGCUUUCUUUGGACCAUUUUGGUUUUGGAUCCCUCACGUGAAUGCUGAAUGCCAAACACGCUCAAUUUAUUGCUACGAGUGCGACUCAUGGACUGAUCCCAGAUGCAGAGACCCCUUCAACUAUACCGCCCUGCCACGAGACCAGCCGCCCUUGAUGACAUGCAACGGGUGCUGCGUGAAAAUGGUCAGACACUCCAAGACCCCUUACGAAGUAGUCCGACGGAUGUGUACAUCUCAACUGCAGAUAAAUCUCUUUAUGGUGGAUCAUGUGUGUAUGAUGGAAAAAUCAGGCAAUGGACAUAUGUGUUUUUGCGAGGAAGAUAUGUGUAACACUUCCACUUCACUUUUCUACCCGUCUAACAAUUUACUCACAUCUCUACUGUUGAGUUUCUUACUCACCAAAAUUUUUAGUUGGUAAUCCAAAAUACCUACAGCCAAAAAAUCAACAGAAUUUUACACUCUUCAGACAUGAAAAAAAAUACCAAACUUUUACCACAGAAAAAUAUUCUCUCAGCUAGGAAACAGACGCCUAUAAAAAAUUAAUAACAUACAAGGUAUUCAUUUUGUUCAGUUUAAGAUGAUUUUAGUUAGGACAAAAACAACUGAUAAAUUUCAAUUAUUACUUUUUCAAAUAGUUUUUAAAAGAAUUUUCUGUACAAUAAUUUUUUUUAAAUUAUUAUUUUGAAUAUUUUGCAUGAUUCAACUCUCAAGCUUUUCAGUUUAAAAAUAUUUGUUGUCUCACCUCGAGAUAAUAACCAUCUUUUUGUUAUUAUUGUAUCCCCCUUCUGUAAGUAUGUUUAUUUUUCUUGUAAAAGCUUAUUUUUUCCAUAGUACUUUUGGGACUCUUUCAUAAUGCUGUAGCUUUUGUAUUUUAAAUCUUAAACUUUGCAGGGAGCUAAUAUUUCGUUUCUUGAGUGGGCUGAAUCCUUUAAAAAUUUAAGCCACGCCCAUUUUAAGGGGUACAGAAGAAAUAACGAAGUUUUAAGACUGUCAAAUUAAGAAGAAGGACUCUGUGACGCGUUAAAGCACGUUGAUAAUUUAAAUUAAAGGGAUCGAAGAACUCCUCGAUUCAAUUCUAAAUAAUCCUGGAGACUAAGAAAUAUGCUACGCCCCUACUUAUCUGAAGCCUACAAAGCCCACAGAGGAGAGAUUCGCGUUACGUUAAAGUUGCGCAAGGAUUAUAGUUGCAGAAAGCACUAAACUUACUUAGUUCUGAGUAAGCGUUACUCGAAUGAAGUAUAUACAAAAUUAAGAAGCCACAAGAGCGCGACAUUUACCUCAAUCUGGGUACCGUAGAUGCGAGUAACUUUGCACACCGGGAGUGACUUUGCACCCUUGCUUUUCGUAAGCUUUUCUUUAAUUCUAGCUUUUAAAAAGCACUUAAGUGCUUGAAUUAAAGAAAAGCUUACGAAAAGCAGAGGUGCAAAGUCACCCCCGAAUGGUACGCAGAUUGAGGUAAGUGCUGUAUCCUUGAGGCUUUGUAAUCUUUCCGCAUACUUCAUGCGACCAAAGUUUACCCGCAACUAAGUUAGUUAAGACUUUGCAUUACCCCCUGCUUUUCAUAAGCUUUUCUUUAAUUCUAACUUUUAAGUGCUCCUUAAGAACCUUAAACACUUAAGCUCCUUAAGUGCUUGAAUUAAAAAGAAGCUUACGAAAAGCAGGAUGCAAAGUCACCCGCAUCCACGAUACCUUCAUAGCCUUCAUAUAUCCUCACUAUUCUUAUUGAUAAGCGUCCAAGAAGCAUUGUUGAGGUUCGUAUGUUUUUUCAAUUAGUUUAAUUGUUUUAAUUUAACGGGAUCUUUUAAGGACAAGUCUAUAUCUGUUUAUCAGUAGUAACGAGUCCUCAAGCUUGAAGAUUACAUGGCGUUUCGCGUUGAGUUACAAUUUUAGCACUGAAACUUUUUUGUUGAAACAGUUGGAGAAGUUCAAGUAUCUCGGGGUACUGUUCACGAGUGAUGGUAGGAUAGACACAGAACUCUCAUCGCGGAUCGGUCAGGCUUGUACGGUAGUAAGGAAGCUUGGUAAAAGAAUGGUGUAAUGACCGAAAAAGUGUAAUCACAAUUGCAAGCUGUCGAGAUGAGGUACCUCCGGAUGGUUAAGGGAAUUACUCGUUCAGAGCGAAUGAGGAGCGUGCACGUUCGCGAAGGAAUAAGAGCUAAGGAGUUAUUUUUUCGAGUUCAGAGAUCACAGCUUCGAUGGUAUGAGCAUGUUCAGCGCAUGAAUGAAGAAAUAUUCCCCAAAAAAGCUAUGCAAGGCAUUGUGAGAAGGUGUUGACCUCAUGACUGAUUUAGGACAAGGUGGCUGAAUUAAUUUUAGGAUCUUGCCUUAGAACGCCUUGGGAUUGAUCGCGAACAUCUUCCUGAAAUGGCGCUGAAUAGUCAGACGUAGAGUAACCCGGGUGUUCUAACCUUGGGAAACACUGACCCUCUCUUAAUUUUCACAAUUUAGUCCCUACGACGGCGACCUUUUGAGGAUGAAUGUCCUCUUCAUCAGGUAUCGAUUAAUGAACGAAUAAAUGAAAUUGUCUUCUGUAUAUUCACAACGGUGGACCACCUCCCCUCGCCGUUAGUAUGUUAAUUGACAUCAUAGAUGUUUGUCAGAUCAGCACUGAUUUCUCAUAAGAGCGUUCCUAACGGAAACCUGUGAGUUACCCCUUCGGAAAGGGUAUCGUAGAGAGGAUUAGUAUUGAGGUUCAGUCUUGGGUUCAGUUUACGUAGGGAAUAGAUCGUUAGGAGGAACACUAAGGGUUCUAGAGAAGCCUCUGGCGGACAAGGCGCCAAGGUGCGCUAACGGAUCUUACGGUCGAGACCUUUCCAACGGUAGGUCGCACUUCUCCCUCAAAGUCCCCUGACUUGAGCUAUAGUCGAAAAUAACUUGACCGGACCAUAUUUUCGGUGCUUAUGAAGCGAUUUCGAUGUAAUUUUAGUAUAUAUUGUAUCUGAAAUCAAGAUCUUUCUAACGAUGGGUCCCAUCCUUAUCCCAAAGAUAUCUCCUAUGCUUAUGAAAUUUUUCUGCGUGACUGGACGUAGAUUUACGAGUUUCUUCCAAUCCUCACAGUAUCACUCAAAGCGGAACCCUUGUUAUUUAUUUAUAACGUAAGUACUAGGAUGGAUGUUAUCAAUAAGAAAGAAUCUUAAGUCAUUUUUUGGAGUUCAACCAAGUUUUAAACGCGUAGAAGUUAGAUUUAUGGAGCGGAGAAAAGAGGAACGAAUAAUAACUAAGUUUUAGUAACCUAGAAAUCUCACUAUGCUGCCGAUAUUGUAAUCCAAUCAACUGUGCUUGAUCAUAACAUUUAAAGGGGGCGUGGCUUAAAUUAAUAUUAGGAGGUCUGCCUAAGAAGCCAUAAGCAACUUCUCUGUAAAAGAAGAGAUUCUAAAUAAGGUUGGAGCAUUGUCAAAGUCCCAAUAUUCCGUUUAAUUAUUUUUUGUAAACUUCACAGACACUAAACUCUUCGAAUACACUGUACACUUACACCAACACUGAAAAAAGCUUCCUUUCUUAACCUCAUUUUUCUCAUUUUUAACUUAAGCUUUUGCUUUUCACACGAAUUUUCAUUUUUUUUCAUUCCAAAAAUUAGUUUUUUGUAAAAAAAAAAAACUCAUCAUUUUUUCACACACAAUAAAUACCAAUCGCUAAUGCAUUGAAAAAAAAAGAAGCGUAAAAAACCUGCGAUUGCACUUUUCAAAGUAAACUAUCCUUCUCUCUUUAAACUAAAAAAAAAACAUUUAAUAACAAUUUGAUAAGCAAAUAUUACACAUAAUUUUCUCGCAGAUUGUAAAGCAAUUCCCAAAAUCGGAACCUGUAGAUUCAUUCUCUACUUUUCCUUCUACCCACCUCAUCUGUCAUUUGUCAUUGUUGUAACUGUCAAACGUCACUGUCACUUUGACAUUUACCUGUCAAACACUGCAGUGUCAAAAUUUUUGAAUAUUCCAAAUCAAAAUGCACUCCCUUAGAAUUGAUGCCAAGCCCAAUAAUCUCACCCUGAUCUCUCUCUGUUUUAACACAAAUUAUUAACCAAGUGGACUGACGGAGAAAUGAGAAUGAACCUGUUCCAAAACCUCCCUCAAAAAAUCUGGAAUGCUUUCCACAUAUGACGCCACGGCUAUGAAAUUUUUCUCAUGAUACACUUUUAAAUAAUUUCCAACUACCGCUGUAAUUCACAUAUCAGUUGGCUCUUCAAGCGGUUUAUUGCUUAUUUCUUUUAUCAUUAGAAAGUAAUAAUUAUAAAUAUUAGACUUAAAGGAAAAAGAAAUAAUAAACAAGCUAGGAAUUCUUAUACAGAAAAAAAAAACCAACAAAAAAAUAAUAAUUAUUUCACUUAUUGACCAUUUUGUGUAUACUUCAGUUUCAUCUUUCUUCCAAUUUCUCUUCUUGCAAAAAGAAAAUCCAACAAACAAAAGGAGAUUUUAAAUAAAUUUUUGUGUAAAUUAAAUUAUGUCAAUUUGUAACAUUUUUUAGUAAGUUUAGUCAAGCGAAAAAAAAACACAAUAAUUUUUGUAAUUAGAAAAGAAAAUCCAACAAAAAGAGAAAGAAAAAAAAAACUUAAUGAACCUGCUACGGAAACACAAAAAAAAUCUGUAACAGAAAAAUUCAAAUUAUUUUGAAUUUGUUAUUAAUUAAAUUUAAAGAGAAAAAAAGUGAGGAAUACUGUAAAUUUCAGAAUAAAAUCGCUAAAUAUUCCAUAAGAAAAUAAAA
Molecule: messenger RNA, 5218 nt
Organism: Phlebotomus papatasi
Lineage: Eukaryota; Metazoa; Arthropoda; Insecta; Diptera; Psychodidae
Product: protein quiver-like
Exons: 5
Coding region: 486-941 (151 amino acids)
Biological process (GO): positive regulation of voltage-gated potassium channel activity; regulation of synaptic transmission, cholinergic; sleep
Source: RefSeq, a predicted model, not a curated record